CUGCCCACUGUGCCUCAUCAAUAGCAAUUUAAAUACCCGCGCAGCUUGUUUUAUUUCUUCAUUGGACUAACUCAAGUUGUAGCUGACACAUCGGUUCUGAUUACACGGACACAUCGACGACUUUCAUCACCAUGCCAACCGUUUACCGUGGAACUGUAGUACAUACGAAAUCGUUCGAUGAGUUUGAAUCUUUUGGGCCUGGUUUUGUUGCUGUGGAGGGAGAAAAGAUCAUUGGCGUUGGCAGCGACUUGGAGAAAUGGCUAAGCGAACAGAAACUAAAGUCCGAAGACGUGACCGAGGUGCAGCUGACAGAGUAUCAAUUUUUAAUGCCCGGCUUUGUGGACUGCCAUAUUCAUGCCCCCCAAUAUGAUCAGUAUGGUCUGGGCCUGGAUAUGCCUCUACUAGAUUGGCUCAACACAUAUACAUUUCCAUUGGAGGCUAAGUUUGCCGAUCCGAAAUAUGCUCAGCAAGUGUACAAGAACGUUGUCGAAGCAACGAUACGGUGUGGUACCACUUUAGCCUCCUAUUUUGCCACUAAUCAUUUGGAAUCCACACUUGUCUUGGCCCGUGAAGCAGUGCGUCAAGGCCAACGGGCACUGGUUGGCAAAGUGUGCUCCAAUUGCAACAGUCCCGAUUUCUAUGUAGAGAAGACGGAAGAUUCCGUGAAGCAUACGAAACUCUUUGUACAGGAAAUACAAAAUCUAAAGAGUCCUUUGGUCAUGCCCACCAUAACACCGCGUUUUGCUCUUAGUUGUUCGGAGGAUUUACUCAAGCAACUGGGUAGCAUUGCCAAGUCUGAUGAUCUUCAUAUCCAGAGUCAUAUCAGUGAGAAUGUUUCGGAAAUAGAAGUAGUUAAAGGCAUCUUUAAAACGAGUUAUGCCCAGGCUUAUGACAAUGCCGGAUUACUAACUAAGAAGACUGUCAUGGCUCAUGGUGUGCAUUUGGAGGACAGUGAGAUAGCUUUAUUGAGAGAUCGUGGAACAUCUAUAGCUCAUUGUCCUGCCUCCAAUACCAUGUUGUCGUCCGGGCUGUGCGAUGUCCAGCGUCUGGUCAAAUCUGGCGUUACGGUAGGCCUUGGCACUGAUGUAUCUGGUGGCAAUUCAGUUUCCAUAAAGGAUGCCUUGCUGCGUUCCCUAGAUGUGUCCAAACAUUUGGAUUUCUUUAAGAAGCAAAAUAUUUGGGGCACCGGAACAGCCAAGAUUCCCGAUCCAAAGUAUCAGCAAUUGAAAUACAAACAGGCCUUCUACUUGGCCACUUUAGGUGGAGCCAAAGCACUCGCUUUGGACCAUAUAACUGGCAAUUUCGCAGUGGGCAAGCAAUUCGAUGCACUUCUAGUGGAUGUUAGUGCCUUGGAGCAACCGACACGCUCAUUGAAUGUCAAUGAGCUGCUGGAGAAAUUCAUUUACACCGGCGAUGAUCGCAAUAUAUUAAAAGUUUUUGUGGCUGGCAAAAGUAUCAAGAAAGAAUAAUGAAAAAUACAAUUGGUUAACAGUUUCAUUUCAUUUUGAAAUGUUUAAAGAAUUUAUAUCAUAUAAAGAGGACAAAUGCCUAAAACACACUUUUCAUACUUAUAUAUACAUAUAUAUAUAUUUACUUUUGCCAUCGGCCCAACAUAGUUUAUCUCUUUUCAUUAUGCAAACAUUAAUAUACAUUUUCUAUGUAAUUUUA
Drosophila willistoni is the source of this 1668-nucleotide messenger RNA. RefSeq names its product guanine deaminase (gene DhpD). The coding region runs from base 132 to 1469 and encodes 445 amino acids. The record is from RefSeq and is a predicted model, not a curated record. Gene Ontology annotation, biological process: guanine catabolic process. NCBI's taxonomy places the organism in Eukaryota, Metazoa, Arthropoda, Insecta, Diptera, Drosophilidae. Gene Ontology annotation, cellular component: cytosol. Gene Ontology annotation, molecular function: guanine deaminase activity; zinc ion binding. The transcript is spliced from 5 exons.